GGUGCUUCUUAUCUGUGCCUUUCCAGCAAAAUGACUGUGCCGCUUUAUCGUCAAUAAUGCUCCUCCAACACAUUUUUACAAACUUAUCCGGGUUUGAUGAGAAAUCCUGGUCAAAUAUUAUCGACCCUCAUUUAGCACAGUGUACCGCGAAUUUCCUUUUUAAACUGGUUGGACAAGUGACUCCCGUUAUAUCAUUAGACCGAUAUGCUGAACCUUAUUACAUUGUAGAGAGAGGCGCAAUUGAUGAUAAAGUGAAUUUUCUGGCCACAUCAUUGGAACAAAGCGACACAAAUCAAUUUACAAUUAAGGAACUGGAAUAUGUAAGAAUAUAUGUAUAUCUAUUCCACUUAUUUGGGACUAUUACCAAAUCUAUUGUACAAAAUCCUCGAUUCCGAAUGAUGGCUGUGGUGAUGGUGUGGAAAAUUUGCUAUUUUCUGCAUGAUGAUCAAUUCUCUUUGAAUGCUGCGAGACUAGUUGCAUCGAAUGUAGGCAAAAUCCUAUUGGAAUUUUACUACAACGUAUGGAUACUAACGUUUGGGCUGAAAAAAGUGGACCACUCUUGUUUGCAAGAUGGCGAUUCUUUAACUCCCCGAGUCCCGCAAAUCAAGUUUAAUAUUCUCUUCGGCUGGCCUUAUAGUUUUUAAAAAGAAUUGACCACCGUGCAACAAAUUGUCAGGAUUUCGUAAUUUCAGGAGUCCCGAGCCCUUUUUAGUCUCGAAAUCCUGGGAUCAAGCCCUCGAGAUCCCGGGGACUCGGGAUAUAAUUUAAUCUACGACCAAAUUAAAAUAGAUCGAAAUUCAGACACUGUAAUGCCAUGAAAUAAUUAUAAAAUUGCAACCCUACAAGCAAUCAAAUAAUACAUACAUAC
Messenger RNA from Rhagoletis pomonella (apple maggot), 868 nucleotides. RefSeq lists its product as uncharacterized. The record is from RefSeq and is a predicted model, not a curated record. The coding region runs from base 57 to 644 and encodes 195 amino acids. NCBI's taxonomy places the organism in Eukaryota, Metazoa, Arthropoda, Insecta, Diptera, Tephritidae. The transcript has 2 exons.